Molecule: messenger RNA, 2449 nt
Organism: Acanthoscelides obtectus
Lineage: Eukaryota; Metazoa; Arthropoda; Insecta; Coleoptera; Chrysomelidae
Source: the annotation of a GenBank genome assembly
CUUGUGCUCCUCUAGCAUAAAUAUUACCCUGUUCGUCCAUAUGUGCACUAAAUGGUUUGUAGGUCCAUUUAUCCUAUAAGAAAAUACAUAGUGCUACAAAAAAAUAUGAAGAAAAUAUAUGCUCUCAAAUAUCUGCUUCAUGUUGAAUAUUUUUAUAUCUAACAAGAAAAAAAGAACACGGUAUCGUUGGGGUGAAUCGAUAUUUUGAUUAAAUGGCAAAGCUUCCAGUUGAAGAUACAAAAAAAAAAUAUUUAUAAACUUCAACACCCCGUAUCUUUUUAAUGAAGCCCUCGGGGAAAAAACCUUACAUAGAAGACCCCACCUUAAAGUGCGGUCCUGUGUACGGUGUUUUAUGUUUGGUCACUACUUGAGAAUCACCCUGUAUAGUGCUUAUGUUUGCAAUAUCAAAAGGUCCAGUGUAUAGAACAAUUGAAUAUAUGAGAUAAAACCUCACAACUGUCAAUCAAAAUCCACGUUGACAGAAAUCUAAUACCAUCCACGAAAUCAGGAAAAGAUUCUCUAUUACCUCCUGCAUUCAAGUAUAACCAUAAGUCUGACGUCAUAAAUUGCAUGAGUUUAAUGCUGUUUUAAUAUUGAAGUAGAGAGCUGAGGGUGUCACCGUUACAGAAAUUCACCGAGAAAGAAUUCCAGGAUGUAGUGCGGAAAAUGGGAAGCCCACAAGUUUUCCUCUUUAGAAGUCCUUCCAGGAUAAAUGCUAGCAUUAAAGAAAUCACCGAUGGAUAUCAUUCUGCGUACAAUCCAAACGCCGAGUUGUUUCCGGAAAAUUAUACAGAUCUACUGGGCAAUUCGGAUUUGGACAUUCAGAAAAUCAGGCAAGUCCUUAACAGCAGUAAAUCUGAGAAUGUUUUAUCAGCCAUCAUAACCCCGACUGUUAGACGGCCGAAAAGGCAGUCUGAAGAGUCAGCAAUCAACGAAUCAUCCAAGUCAAUCAUAUAUCGAGCUCAAAACAGCAACAACAAACUCUUCGCGCUGUUAUACUCGUCGAAACCGCUGCUUCUGAAGAGAAAUGACUCGGAUGAGUUCCCGGAACUCCAUCUAGGCAGGACCAAUGACGAUAUGGUCAUAUAUGACACUAGACUGAACGUCAUGGUCAUACCGAUGGAAACCACUGGAAAAGUCACGUUGAGAUUCACCUUUUCAAAGGUGAACGGGUAUUGGUACAUGUCCUCGGUGAAAGUCACAGACACAAAUACCAACAAGGAGUACAAUCUGACAACUGAUGAGGAUAUAAUGGCUCCCGAGUACUUUUCGUACCACUGUAAUGGAUACAGCGUGUUUUCCGACGGCAACGGUACGGAGUUGUUCAUUUACGACAUUCAGGUGCAGAUCGACUCGAAAGACGGCAAAUUCGGCGACGUGAACGACUGCGUUACUUUCACGACUGCGCCUAUCUGGUCAGGAUUGUUUGUGACGACCAUUCUGGGCAUCGGCCUGAUUGUAGCUUUGAGCGCGAUCAUGGACAUCAAGACCAUGGACAAAUUCGACAACCAUAAGACGAAGAAUCUAGCCAUCACCAUUUCAGAGUAAAGACGAUAUCACACUAUGCGCUCUUGAUGUCUCGCUUCAGUCUUAUUUGGACGUGUUGCUAUAUCAGAAUCAUAUCUACCUUUUAUAAGAGACGGUGUCGGAUGCAUGCGACCACAAAUACAUAUGCAGGGUCUCCCAACGAACAUGGAAAGUAGUUUUGUGGAAAAUUGGAAAAGUUAAAAAUCUGUUUUCGUGGCAACACAACAAAAAUAAUCUCAGUCUAAGAAAAUCAAUUGUUAAUAAUUUAAAAAAAAAUACUAAUGAAUUGCUGUCUUGGAUUAGGAUGAGUCUUGCUGAUCUGGAAGAAGUGCUGAAAUUUCAUUCUAUUCUUAUAGGGUGUCUCAAAACGCAAAAUGCACCUUUUCUCAGUAAUUUCAAAAGGAACACCCUAUAUAUUUCUACAUCUCUAUAGGUCGGUCUCGAUAGUUUUUUGUGGUCACAGGAUGUACUGGUUUUUGUUUUUGUGUGUUCAAUAGUAGGAAAAUGAAGGAUAUUGGUAGCAUGUGUGUUAGGUCAAUUUACAGAUAUCAAGUGAAAUCAACUUAUUUUGAGUCUAAAAAGACGUGUAUACUUUUCAAUUCCAUUUAAAUAUUGCUAUAUUUUUAGCUGUUGUACAUACCUAUGCAUAUACACAUGUUUCGCACAAAUAUAUCGGUAUUACAGCAAAGGUUGAAAGGAUCUCAGCAAUAAUAAUAAAUUAGUUUACAUGGAUUUCGGCAUAAGGGAUAUAUCAAUUUUGGUAUUUAAUAUCCUAGUUUUGCAAAAAUAAUUGUACCUAUAAUCUUUGGCAUCUGCGAUCUGACACUGUCUCAGGAUUUUACCAAAUUGUAUAUUUAAGACAUUCCCUGUGAUGUGUAUAUUAUUUCAUGUAAAAUAUAACUAUAAACAAUAAAUAUUUCCU